Molecule: messenger RNA, 840 nt
Organism: Malassezia globosa CBS 7966
Lineage: Eukaryota; Fungi; Basidiomycota; Malasseziomycetes; Malasseziales; Malasseziaceae
Exons: 1
Coding region: 1-840 (279 amino acids)
Biological process (GO): snRNA modification
Molecular function (GO): O-methyltransferase activity; snRNA binding; RNA methyltransferase activity
Source: RefSeq, a predicted model, not a curated record
AUGAAUGUGCCGGUGCAUGGCAACUUCCGGCGCUAUUAUGGCAUGCGUCGCGCACGUGUAGCAGGCACGACCGAUCCUGCACCUGGGCGCGCAGACGAUGUGGAUGAACGAAUCAUCGCUUUGGUCGAGUGGUGUGGCACACAUGCAUCCCUUUUACGGCCUGUGGAGCGAGUACUCGACGUUGGAUGCAAUGCGGCCAAGCCACUCCUGGAGCUGUGCCAGCUCAUGAAGCCGCCACCCUCGUACGCUGAGGGAGUUGACAUUGAUUCGCAACUCGUGAGGCAGGCUCGUUCUGCAUUGCGCCGCGCUUGGUCCCAACGGGAACCGGCUUCAACAGCAGCCUCGGUCGAGGCGAUGCACUACUUUCCCCGAUGCUUUGGCUCGCUUAUGGGCCAGCUUCCCUUGCCACCAUCAGCAUCGCUCGAACCUGGCCCUGCAUUUCCCACAAACAUAUCUUUCAUUGAGGCGGACUGGGUUCGCACUCACAGCGCCAACGCAGACAGUGCGAAUGUCACCGAGAAUUCCAUGUACGACUUGAUUUUGUGCUUCUCACUAAACAAGUGGGUUCAUCUGAACCAGGGAGAUGAAGGCCUCGUUCGCCUCCUUGCUCGCCUUGCAAGCAACUUGCGCACGCGUGGCAUCGUGGCACUGGAGGUGCAGCCGUGGCGUUCGUACAGUCAAGCACGCACACUGUCUCGAGACCUUCGCCGGAAUCAUGCACGCCUGCGCCUCCGACCGGAUGAUAUCGGAUGGAUCUUCUCUCUUUUUGGGCUCGAGUGCCUCGGCCCUAUUGCCCAAGGAACAGGCUAUGGUACGUCAGAUGAAACCGAGCCAUCAUGA